AUGAAUAGAUACAACAACAGCCGCCCUGGAGGAUACGGUGCUAGAGGACGUGGAGGGUAUAGCAGAGGCUACGAGAACCAGUCCAGAUACCAGGAUAGAGACAGAGACAGAGCUUGGAACAGGGACAGAGACAGGUAUGAGAGAAAUAUAGGGAGAGAGAACGUCCCUGUGAGACAGGAUGUUCAAGUUCAACAUGAAGUGAAGACAACAACAGACUCUGAGAAACAGUCACAAAAUGGUGAAGCACCCAAAGAGGAUCAGGCUAAUUCAGAUGAUGUAAAGAAGCAAGAAAGACUUAAGAAAUUACAAGCCUGGAAGAAGAAACAAGAAGAGAGAAAGAAGCAACAAGAAAGUGCCACCAAAACUGCACCAUCUGCAGCUAUAUCGCCUUCACCAUCAACAACUGAAAUACCCAAAAAGCCAUUACUCAAAACAAAAAGUCUGACAUCAGCAAAACCUAAAAUGAAAUUUGGACUUGGUAAAACUACUAAGAAGAACAAUCUAUUUGCAGAUUCUGAUGAAGAAAAUGACACACCACAGAAACGUUCUGUUUUCAUUCCAAAAGCCACUAAUGAUGAUCAUGAUGAUGAUAAUGAUACGCAUAUGGUAGAUGCUGAUGAUGGACAUUACCAAGAUCAGGCUAAUAAGGCUGAUGAAGAUGAAGAUGAUCCAUUAGACGCAUUCAUGAGGAAAAUUGAAGGUGUAGAAGAAGAUGAUGAUGAUAAACCAAAAACUAAACAAGGUGAAAAUGGAGGACCAACUCUGGAUGAUGAAGAUAAUAAUGAUGAAGUAGGCCAGUAUGAAUUUAAUGAUGAUGAUGAAGCAGGUGAAUUAUUGAGAAAAUUGAAAACUAAAAAAAGUAAAAAUUUACAUAUUCCAAAAUAUAAUUUAAAAGAAAUGGAAAAAUUUCCUAAAAACUUUCUUGUUCAACUUGAAUCUAUAGAUCCUGAUGAAGUUAUUAAUUUUAGAGUUAUGAAUAACAUUUUUAUCAAUAAUAAAUCAAUUUCACCAGUUAUGAAUUUCUAUCACUUUGGUUUAGAUGCACAAACGCUAAACGUUAUCAAUAAUGAACUAUCUUUUGAUAAUCCAACAGCUAUUCAAUCUCAAACAAUUCCAGCAAUUAUGUCAGGUAAAGAUGUUAUUGGUAUCGGUAGAACUGGUUCUGGUAAAACCAUGUGUUUCCUUUUGAGUAUGCUAAAGCAUAUUAAACAACAAAGACCUUUAGCAAAUGGUGAAACAGGUCCAUUAGGUUUGAUCUUGUCUCCAACAAGAGAAUUGGCAUUACAGAUUUUUGAUGCUUGUCAAGUUUUUUUGAAAAAUACAAAUUUAAAAGCAAUUUGUUGUACUGGUGGUUCUGAAUUAAAUAAACAAAUUAAUGAAAUUAAAAAAGGUAUAGAAAUUGUUGUUGCAACACCUGGACGUUUUAUCGAUUUAUUAACAUUAAAUAAUGGUAAACUUUUGAAAACAGAUAGAAUAACUUUUGUUACCUUAGAUGAAGCUGAUAGAUUAUUUGAUUUGGGAUUUGAACCACAAAUUAAUCAAACUAUGAAAACUAUUCGUCCUGAUAAGCAAUGUGUUUUAUUUUCAGCUACAUUCCCUUCAAAAUUACAACAAUUUGCAGUUAAGAUUUUGAAGAAACCAAUCAUUAUUACAGUGGGUAAUAAACAAGUUGUUAAUGAGACUAUUACACAACAAGCUAAAUUAUUUGAUGAUGAAAAUGAUAAAUUUAAUCACUUGUUGAAUCUUUUGGGUAAACAAGGAGACCAAAAAACAAUCAUAUUUUGUGAUUCUCAAAUUCAAGUAAAUUUCAUGAAUAGAAGAUUAGUUGAAAAGGGUUAUUCACCAGUUCCUAUCCAUGCAGGUUUACCAUCGCAUGAAAGAACUGCAAAUUUAUCAAAUUUUAGAAAACAAUCAAAUAUAUUGAUUUGUACAGAAGUUUUAUCUAGGGGUUUAGAUGUUCCAGAUGUUAAUCUUGUUAUAUUAUAUAAUGCUGCUAGAACUUUUGCACAAUAUGUUCAUACAACAGGUAGAACUGCAAGAGGUAAUACUAAAGGUACAGCAAUAUCAUUAUUAUCCAAAGGUGAAGAUACACAAGCUUAUAUUUUGUAUAAAUGUAUGGUUGAAGAUGAAAUUCCAACUGAUAUUAAAGAUUUAGCUAUAAGUUUUGAAAAAGAAUUGAAAGAAGGUAAAAAGAAAAUUAGUAGUGGAUUUGGUGGUAAAGGUCUUGAUCAUCUUGAUAAAUUAAGAGAUGAAACUGAAAAAUCUGAACGUAAAAAAUAUGGUGAAGAUGAAACUAAAAAGAAUGUUAAAGAAAAUGGUAGUGAUGACAAUGAGUUUAAUGGGAAUGACAAUACAAAUGAAGAUGAUGAAAUUGAUUCAAGUUCAGAUUUGAAUUUAGAUAUUAUUUAUAAUUCAAAAAUUGAUGGAUCAGCACCUGAUAGUGGGUUAUAUAAUGCAAGAAUUAAUAUUAAUGAUUUACCACAAAGUGUUCGUUGGCAUGCAACAAAUAAUGCAUCAUUAUCUAAAAUUACUGAAGAAACAUCAACUUCUAUUACAUACAAGGGUCGUUAUUAUCCAGAAGGUCAACAACCAAAAGAAAAUGAAGAAGCAAAAUUAUAUUUAUUAGUUGAAGGUUCAAAAGAUUAUGAAGUUGCAGAAGCUGUUGAGCAAUUGAAACAAUUAUUCAUGGGUGGAUUAAAAUCUAAAUCAAAUGAACAAAACGGUAAAUUCUCUUUAUAG
This is a messenger RNA of Hansenula ciferrii, 2739 nucleotides long. It is a transcript of the gene PRP5, whose product is annotated as DEAD-box RNA helicase PRP5. Gene Ontology annotation, biological process: mRNA splicing, via spliceosome. The transcript has a single exon. Lineage: Eukaryota; Fungi; Ascomycota; Saccharomycetes; Phaffomycetales; Wickerhamomycetaceae. Gene Ontology annotation, molecular function: ATP binding; nucleic acid binding. Gene Ontology annotation, cellular component: nucleus. The record is from RefSeq and is a predicted model, not a curated record. The coding region runs from base 1 to 2739 and encodes 912 amino acids.